GAGAGGAACUACUUCCGGUUGACGGUGUUCACGUUUUGAUGUCCUUGGUGGAUAUUUCAUAAUAAAUGCGAUAAAUAUCACUUAUUAUACGUGUUGUUGUAUUCCUCCGGAUAUCUGACGGUGGCGGGAGUUUGUUCCGCAUCCAGUGAGUCGAAAUGUCUUUAUUGUGGAGCUUGAGGCCGGCGCUGACGUCUCUGUUUCACGCCUCCCAGCAUGCACCUCUCUGGUCGGGUCGCACCAUGGCCACUCUGAACCAGAUGCACCGUCAGGGGAAACCCAAAUCUCCGCCCCAGCACGUGGGCGCCACGUUCGGCCGGCCGCAGCUGAAGGCCGUGGUUCUGAAGACCAUGAUCCGGAAGCCCAAGAAGCCCAACUCGGCCAACAGGAAGUGCGCUCGCGUGCGUCUGUCCAACGGGAAGGAGGUGGUGGUGUUCAUCCCCGGGGAGGGACACAACCUGCAGGAGCACAACGUGGUGAUGGUGGAGGGGGGGCGCACCCAGGACCUGCCCGGGGUCAAACUGAAGGUGGUGCGCGGGAAAUAUGACUGUGCUCACGUGGUGAAGAAGACUCACUGAUGAGAGAGAGAGAGAGAGUGUGUGUGUGUGUGUGUGUGUGAUGAAGAUGUUGUGUGUUAUUAAAUGAAGUUACCAUGA
Messenger RNA from Notothenia coriiceps (black rockcod), 653 nucleotides. RefSeq names its product mitochondrial ribosomal protein S12 (gene mrps12). The record is from RefSeq and is a predicted model, not a curated record. Gene Ontology annotation, molecular function: structural constituent of ribosome. Gene Ontology annotation, biological process: translation. Gene Ontology annotation, cellular component: small ribosomal subunit; ribosome. NCBI's taxonomy places the organism in Eukaryota, Metazoa, Chordata, Actinopteri, Perciformes, Nototheniidae. The coding region runs from base 156 to 575 and encodes 139 amino acids. The transcript is spliced from 3 exons.